UAUUAUUGUAAACUUUCUCUUCAUAUUUACUGUCCUGAUCAAUCAUUUCGAUAUUUCUGAUUCCCUAUCAGGCGAAUCAUUGUCGAUCUGCACUUUUGCUUAUAAAAUUUGAUACCGAUAUCCACUGACAGUUACUUAAGUCGGCAAGUGCAAAGUGGAAUAAGUCAAUAUUAUUGGAAAAAGAUGGCCAACAGUUAAUCAGCACGAAAAAAUAAAGUAUUGACACUGAAGCGGAAGAGCUAGGUCUGGUGAUAGCUAUAAGGUACGGCUCUACCGGCUAAUCGGAAUUCUAGGAAAAAGAAGCUAAGUAUUGCUUCUUGGCCUACUCUGUAUGCCACGCGACCUCAGAAGGGUUCCUUGAACGAACACAUUUCAUAACUAUUCGCUAGCUGGGAGCUGCUGCCAAUGCAUUAGUCCCACAAUAGUCCACGAACGGGAACGGGAACGUAUUUUUAGUAAAGUAAUUUGAAAGACGGACGUUCAAAACACGACGGGAACGCAAAGCUUGGCGAGAACGAGAAAGAUGGCAAACAUUUAUUUUCGCUCGGGAAUCGGAAGCCUCUCAACCGAUGAAAGUGCAGCAAAUGGCGGCGAUGUUUUGUAGCUGAUCAACCUUGCGGUCUGCGCGCGUCACUGGUCUGGAGCGGAGUUGACACUGGUGCAUUAUUGAGUAUAUACAAUCACAACAGACAGAUGGCAAAAGAAAAAGGGAACAGAGCUGCGUAGCUACAAGUGCAUUGGUUUCGGCGAACCUUUUGAAGUUCCCUUUUUUGCCGCAACAGGUUCAUAGCGCUAUUCUUCUUCCCGUUGGCACUUAUUGUGAAGCGCACGGAUCUUGCGUUCCGAUUAAUGGGCUGUUGUGGAGUGACCUUCAGUUUUCCCGCAGCGGCAGGCGACAAGAUCACAAAUCUCCUCGCAUGGUCCCACCCGAGCAGCGGAAGAGAGAAUCGUGCGACACAGCGCCCAGCACACAGAGUUCUAAGGAUGGUACGGAAGUGGGGGGUGUUAUUUUGGAAAGUCUCUAAGAUUUUUCAUUACGUAGAAUAUUUACAGUUUAAAAGCAAUAUAAUGAAUUAUAUAUUAAAACAUAAACGAAUGCCUUACUAGAAGCAAUAUGCGACUUAUUAGAACCAGUACUGUAAUAUCAUUUCCUUUCUUCUAUACGAUAGCAGUUUUGAAAAUGACAAGUCUUACUAUAUACAGUAUUUUAUACAAUGGUAUAUAAUACAGCGAAUUCGUGUUGAAACAGU
Molecule: messenger RNA, 1250 nt
Organism: Gryllus bimaculatus (two-spotted cricket)
Lineage: Eukaryota; Metazoa; Arthropoda; Insecta; Orthoptera; Gryllidae
Source: the annotation of a GenBank genome assembly